Molecule: messenger RNA, 1128 nt
Organism: Paraglomus brasilianum
Lineage: Eukaryota; Fungi; Glomeromycota; Glomeromycetes; Paraglomerales; Paraglomeraceae
Source: the annotation of a GenBank genome assembly
AUGUCGCAGACUAUUGAUCAUGUGAUUAAGCCAACUCCUUUUGUCAUGUUGAUUUCCCACGAUGCUACAGAAAGCGUACUUAUGUCUAUUAAAGUAUUACCUCAAGCGGAACGUGAGCGUCACACUAAAAUGGUUGAAGAAAAGACUAGCGAUAGCGAAGGAAAUAAUGGAAAAGCCACAGGAGAUCCAACGAAGGUCAAGAGUGAAGAAAAGCCGAGUAUCUUCAACUUGGAGCAAUCUCUCAUGUCUAGUCUGAAAACAUUGUAUGAAAAACAAAUUGCAUGCGAUAUUACUAUUGUAGUUGGAAAAGAUUCAGCGCGCCAAGAGUUCAAAGCCCACAAAUGCCUACUCUGCAUUCAGUCGCCAUACUUUCACAAAAUCUUCAUGGGAAACGAAGUUUCUAUCGAAGAGGAUUUGUGUUUAUAUCCUGCGGAUGAAACUGCGCUUGUCCUUGAAAAUGUGUCGCCUUCUGCAUUCACGAUUAUUAUCAAAUACAUGUAUACAGGGAAAUUAGAACUGGCUGAGAUGACAGAUUCCAUGAACGAGUACCUACAGUUAUUAUCUACGUUUGAUACUUUCAAAUUGCAAGAACCAAGCCGAAUUUUACAACGACUGAUCUGCGCAAAAUAUGCCAGUGUACUAGAGACCAAUCUUGUAGCAAUUAUGUUAUUCUGCAAACAGCAUCCACAAUUACACAUGUUAAACAGAUUCAUUGACACAGUGAUCAUGGAAAGGCCAGAGUCUUUUUUUGAUUCUUCUGAUUUUACUACGUUGAAUGUCGAAGAUCUAAUUGGCAUUUUGAAAAGACUUGAUCUCAAUAUUCCAGAGAUUGUAAUCUGGGAUAAAAUUAUAAAAUGGGCUAUUGCACAAGAUCCAGCACUACCAGAAAAUAUUAAAAAAUACCAAUCAUCAGAACGUCUUGUACUCCGGGACAGGCUUGGAAAUAUAUUACCACUUAUCAGAUUUCACAGUAUAUCUGCACCUGAUUUCUAUAAAAAAAUACAUCCAUACAAAUGUAUUUUUUCAGAUGAAUACUAUGAAGAUCUUUUGGAACACUACCUUGAUCCAAGGGACAAUGUACAGUCAUUGGAAACCAUAUUUACUCACAAACAGGAAGUGAAAGUUUGA